CAGCUGUUCAUGAGAGUUUAAAUGCUGGAGAAUAUUCCCAUCUUCCCACAGCUGAAGAAGAAGCAAGCAGGAGGAAUUACUCCAGGAGAAACUACUGACAUACUGUUGGAAAGAUGGAGUUUGAGGAAGACCCCUGCAGAAUGAGAGAUGAAGAUACAGAGGAACAAACAGAUGAAGAUGGAAACACUAUUUCACAGACCGAAGAGAAUUUCACACAAAAACGAGCUGAAAAAACUGGAGUCAAAGAUUCUUUUACCUGCUCCGAGUGUGGAAAGAGUUACUCACGUAAACAAGAACUUACGAAACACAUGAGAAUUCACACCGGAGAGAAUCUGUUCACAUGCACUCAGUGUGGAAAGGAUUUUGUUGACAAAAAAGGCUUGACCAGACACCUAAUGGUUCACACUAGAGAAAAACCUUUCAAAUGCACUCGGUGUGGAAAGAGCUUCAGAGACAGAAGUGCUCUCAAAGAUCAUCUGGAUUCUCACGCUGGAGUGAGAUCAUUCAGCUGUGAUCAGUGUGAUAAAACAUUUGUUUUGGUAUCACACCUAAGAACACACCUUAAAGUUCAUGCUGCUGUGAAGCCUCACGUUUGUUCUCUUUGUGGAAAGAGUUUUUCACGACUGUACACAUUAAAAGAGCACCAGAAUAUACAUACUGGUAUGAAACCUUACAUAUGUGACUGUGGGAAGAGCUUUACUGCACAAAGUAAUUUAAUAGAGCACCAGAAGAUUCACACUGGAGAGAAACCUCACAAAUGCUCACACUGUGGAAAGAGUUUCUUUUACUUCAAAUCCUUGAAAGAUCAUGAGAGAGUUCAUACUGGAGAAAAGCCGCACCAGUGCUCUUCAUGUGGGAAGAGUUUCGCUCACUUACCUAAUCUGCUGAUUCACAAGAAAAAGCAUUGCCCGAAGAUGUAUAAGUGAGAAAAGCAUUUGUGUAACUGGCAACAUCAGUCCAUUAUAUAUUC
Messenger RNA from Sinocyclocheilus anshuiensis, 970 nucleotides. RefSeq names its product gastrula zinc finger protein XlCGF7.1-like. NCBI's taxonomy places the organism in Eukaryota, Metazoa, Chordata, Actinopteri, Cypriniformes, Cyprinidae. Gene Ontology annotation, molecular function: DNA-binding transcription factor activity, RNA polymerase II-specific. Gene Ontology annotation, cellular component: nucleus. The record is from RefSeq and is a predicted model, not a curated record. Gene Ontology annotation, biological process: regulation of transcription by RNA polymerase II. The coding region runs from base 114 to 926 and encodes 270 amino acids. The transcript has 2 exons.